AUGUCAACUUCCCCCAACCCACUGCCCUCCGCAGUCCCCAGGAUCCUCGCCCCGCCAAUUGACUCCGAAUCACCAAUUCAUGGACAGGAGAUAGUCACAUCACGCGAUAAACCCCCAAUAUCCAAGCCAGGGCUCCCCAAACCCACCCUCCGUCUUCACAUCAACAAUGUGCGCCAUCCAGCCGUCCUCUCCUUCCUCUCACUGGUCCCCGACCUGGCAUCAACCCUCGAGACCGCCCUAGCUGCCAUCAUUCAAUACCUCUAUACUCCCCCCUCACCAUCAUCCACCAAGAAGCAUCCCACACCAUCCUUCACCCCCUCUAUCCCCCCCACGCGCUCUGUCACAGUCCUGCUCCGCGACAUCGACGGAGUCGCCUAUACCACCGGCACAGACCUCGACGACGACCACAAGGAAAUUCACCUCUCACUUUCCUACAUCGCAACCAGCACAGCCAAGCACCCGCGCCCCGCAGCCGAAGCCGAAAUCACUGGUGUCCUAACCCACGAACUGGUGCAUUGCUACCAACACACGUCUCCGCGGGGGGCCGCCUCUGAGUCCGACUCGGACUCGGACCCCGCCCCCCGCCCACCAGGCGGCCUGAUUGAGGGGAUUGCCAAUUUCGUGCGUCUCAGAGCAGGUCUGGAGCCGCCGCAUUGGAAGCGCCCGGCGUCGGCGAAGGAGCGCCCGGACAAGUGGGACCAGGGAUAUCAGCACACGGCGUACUUCCUGGCGUGGCUGGAGGACGUGCGGGUUGGGAAGGGUGCCGUUGGCAUGCUGAAUGACCGAUUGCUGCGGGUGGGGUAUGUGGGUGAGGAUGCGGAGUCGGAUAAGCAGGGUUUCUGGAAGGGGUUGUUUGGGAAGAGCAUUGCCGAGCUUUGGGAGGAGUAUGGGGAGUAUCUGGAUCGGGUGAGGAACAGUGGGAAUUGGGAGGAUGAGAUCGUCAAUCUCGAGUGA
Molecule: messenger RNA, 954 nt
Organism: Aspergillus clavatus NRRL 1
Lineage: Eukaryota; Fungi; Ascomycota; Eurotiomycetes; Eurotiales; Aspergillaceae
Product: basic secretory family protein
Exons: 1
Coding region: 1-954 (317 amino acids)
Source: RefSeq, a predicted model, not a curated record